Coffea arabica (coffee) is the source of this 741-nucleotide messenger RNA. NCBI's taxonomy places the organism in Eukaryota, Viridiplantae, Streptophyta, Magnoliopsida, Gentianales, Rubiaceae. The record is from RefSeq and is a predicted model, not a curated record.
AUGCCCUCUACUUCUACUACUGUUCUUCUCUUUAAUUUCCACAACUACUACAACUACUUUCCCCUAAAAUCCCACAGCCCACAAUUUAAUCUUCGCAAGAAAUGCUUGAUUUUGGUCUGGGCAUUAGAUGACAACAAAAGUAAUAAUGGGGAAGACAGUAGCAAUCCAUUGGGCAAGGAAGGGCUCAAAGAUAAUACUAAUAGCAACGGAAUCGAUGGUGAUAAUGGCAGUGAGAAUGGGAAGAACUUAAAUGGGAAUGAACAGCUGCUCGGAUUGAAUCUAAAAUGGGUUGAUUUGCCAUUGGACCCAGACCCAGAUAACGUGGUGGCAAUUGGGUUGAUUGGGGUGUUGGCCUGGGCAAGCGUGCAGGGAAGAGGGAGGGGGAAGGGCAAAGGGGAGGAGAAGGGGAAAGGGAGAAGAGGGGUGGCGGGAGGUGGCAUUGGAGGAGGUGCUGGUGGAGGAGCCGACGGUGGUGCUGGAGUUGGAGGAGGUGCAGGUAGUGGUGGUGGUGCUGGUGGUGGCGUUGGAGAAGGUGCUGGUAGAGGAGCAGGUGGAGGAAAAGGUGGUGGUGCAGGAGGUGGGGCUGGUGGUGGAGUUGGGAGUGGAGCAGGCGGGAGAGUAGGAGGAAGGACUGGUGGAGGCAUUGGCGGUGGUGCCAGAGGUGGAACAGGUGGAGGCGUGGGAGGAGAGGCUGGAGGAGGCCUUGGCGGAGGUUUGGAGGUGGGGCCGGUGGUGGAGUAG